AUGGCGAACCAGUUGGUGAUCCUCAACGUGUACGACAUGUAUUGGAUGAAUGAAUACACCUCCUCCCUUGGAAUUGGAGUAUUCCAUUCAGGAAUAGAGGUAUAUGGCAGAGAAUUUGCUUAUGGUGGUCAUCCUUAUCCUUUUUCUGGAAUAUUUGAAAUUUCUCCGGGAAAUGCUGCUGAACUAGGAGAAACAUUUAAAUUUAAAGAAGCUGUAGUUCUAGGCAGUACUGACUUCAUGGAAGAUGACAUAGAAAAAAUUGUAGAAGAGCUUGGAAAAGAAUUUAAAGGAAAUGCCUAUCACUUAAUGCACAAAAACUGUAAUCAUUUUUCUUCAGCUUUAUCAGAGAUUCUAUGUGGGAAAGAGAUUCCACGUUGGGUGAAUCGCCUCGCUUAUUUCAGCUCUUGUAUACCAUUUCUUCAGAGCUGCCUACCGAAGGAAUGGCUUACUCCUGCAGCCCUUCAAUCUAGUGUCAGCCAGGAACUACAGGAUGAGCUGGAGGAAGCAGAGGAUGCUGCAGCAGCUUCCCUGUCAAACUCUGCAUCGGGAUCUAGAACUGGGCGCCACACCAAACUAUAA
This is a messenger RNA of Emys orbicularis (European pond turtle), 579 nucleotides long. RefSeq names its product desumoylating isopeptidase 2 (gene DESI2). Gene Ontology annotation, biological process: protein deubiquitination. Gene Ontology annotation, molecular function: deubiquitinase activity. The transcript has 5 exons. Bases 1 to 579 code for a protein of 192 amino acids. The record is from RefSeq and is a predicted model, not a curated record. Lineage: Eukaryota; Metazoa; Chordata; Testudines; Emydidae.